Pogona vitticeps (central bearded dragon) is the source of this 859-nucleotide messenger RNA. Lineage: Eukaryota; Metazoa; Chordata; Lepidosauria; Squamata; Agamidae. The record is from RefSeq and is a predicted model, not a curated record.
AUGGUACCGUGGGCCACCCUGGCCCUCGUGGCCCUCCACACGGCCCUCUUCCUCCACCCCCUCUGCCCCCCCGGGAGCGCCUGCCUGAGUGUCCAGACCGUGUGGGGCCAGGGCCAGUGGGGCCGGCUCCUGCUGGCCCCCUUCCACCACCUGGGCCCCUUCCACCUGCUGGCCAACUUGCUGGCCCUGGGCUGGCUGGGCAGCGGUCUGGAGCUGGAGGUGGGCACCCUGAGGGCAGGGGCGGCGCUGCUGGCCCUGGCACUCCUGGGGGGCCUCCUCCACCUGGCCCUCAACGCCGCCCUGGCUGCAGCCACCGGGGAGUGCGCCUCCCUGGCCAACUUGCUGGCCCUGGGCUGGCUGGGCAGCGGUCUGGAGCUGGAGGUGGGCACCCUGAGGGCAGGGGCGGCGCUGCUGGCCCUGGCACUCCUGGGGGGCCUCCUCCACCUGGCCCUCAACGCCGCCCUGGCUGCAGCCACCGGGGAGCAGGGCUACUGGCACCACUGCGCCGUGGGCUUCUCAGGAGUCCUCUUCUCCCUCGAAGCGAUGGGCCGGCCGGUGGGGCCCCCUCUGCCGCCAACCACCACUGGGGGCUUCACCCUCACAACCCGGUGGCUCUGCCUCUUGGAAUGCCUGGCCCUGGCCGUCCUCUUUCCCAGGAGCUCUCUGACGGGCCACCUCUCCGGGAUCCUGGCCGGGCUGGCCUUUUCUACGGUGCCCUUCCUCUAUCUGGACACCGGCUGAAGCUCCCAGCGCUCUCCAGCCACCGCCACCAGGAAGGAGCCCAUGCACCAGGAGGUCCCAUCCAGCUGACAGGAGUAUUCCCAGGCUCUCUGGAACAAUACAGCCCUCUCACCUCUUC